CGCGGCAUGGCCCUGUCGCGGGGGCUGCGGUGCUGCCAGCGGGCGUUCGCCUGGGUGCCCGUCGCCAUCAUCGCCCUCGUGGUGCUCUGGUCCUACUACGCCUACGUGUGCGAGCUGUGCCUGGUGACUCUGAGCAACCCUGUGGAAAAAGUGGCCUAUCUUACAAUAUUCCAUAUUCUCUUCGUACUCUUCGUGUGGACAUAUUGGAAGUCUAUUUUUACUCUGCCAGUGCAGCCAGAUAAAAAGUACCAUAUGUCCUAUGCUGACAAAGAGCGCUAUGAAAAUGAAGAAAGGCCAGAGGUGCAGAGGCAAAUUCUUGCCGAAAUUGCAAGGAAGUUGCCAGUGUACACAAGAACGGGGAAUGGAGGUAUUCGAUUCUGUGAUAGAUGCCAGCUAAUAAAACCUGAUCGUUGUCACCACUGUUCUGUUUGUGCUAUAUGUGUGCUAAAAAUGGAUCAUCACUGUCCGUGGGUGAAUAACUGCAUUGGAUUUUCUAACUACAAAUUCUUUCUACUCUUCUUAGCCUAUUCUUUGUUGUAUUGCUUGUAUAUUGCUGCCACAGUCUUCAAGUAUUUCAUUAAGUAUUGGACAGUAAGUUGUGGAAUCUGGUUACUUUUUCGUAUCCUGGGAGUCUCGUUGGGGGGUGAGCUGACUAAUGGACGUUCCAAAUUUCAUAUCCUUUUCCUUCUCUUUGUGGCGGUCAUGUUUUUCGUAAGCCUGAUGUUUUUGUUCGGCUAUCACUGUUGGCUUGUCAGUAGAAACAGAUCUACUUUAGAGGCUUUCUCAGCUCCAGUGUUUCAAAAUGGCCCAGAUAAAAAUGGAUUCAAUCUAGGCUUCGUAAAGAACCUUCAGCAAGUGUUUGGAGAAGAAAAAAAGCUCUGGUUACUACCUGUUGUCUCUAGUCAGGGAGAUGGGCAUUUUUUCCCAAUGAGAGCUUUGUGCGAAGCUCAGAAUCCUCUCCUAGCAAAUGAAGAGCAGUGGGAAGAUGAUGGAAUAGAUGAAGAGCCACAUGAUUCCAAUGAAGCUUCAUCUCUUGCCAUAGAAAGAGAGACACAGUGAUUUGAAAAUGCAACAGUACAAAGCUUGUUCAGAAAGCUUCCCUCUCAGGAGCCUUCUCUUUUCAUGGACUUCAGUUUUAAGGGUUGGAAAAAAAAUGACUCUUCAAGAUGAGAAAACAUCAUGAAGUAUCAUCUGAUUGGAAUCUGCAUUCUAGAGUGCUUCUCCAGAAAUCCUGCUACACAGAUGUUUCAAGGCUUUAUAAGUUUAAGUUAUGGAGUGAACAGAACAGUUUUAUAGAGUGAAUCUGGCCAAUCUUCUUUGGCCUGCUCUCUUUAUUUUAUAAAUAAUAUAUAUUUUUUAUUCAAAAUAGGUGAAAAAAUAUUGAUGCGAGUGCAUUUCCAAAGGCCUUUUCGUUUUGCAAACAUCAGGGACUCAAGCUCUCAGAAUUCUUCCAAGCCAUAAUAUUCUUGGGAAACCUAUUUAUUUAGAGACUGAUUCUCCAAUCUUCUCUGACAAGUGGCGUUUUCUAAUAAGUGUUUAAAGUCCUAUCUGAGUAAGUUCAACUCAAUAAGAGACAGACUUGCGUAAAUUUGGGACUAAAUUGGUAGUUGGAUGUGUGUGUGUUGAAUGCAAAAGUGCUGAACAUGCAUAUACAUAUGCAGCUGUGUAUGGAAAUGAAAUAGUUAGUCAUAUUGCCAGUAUCAAGAUUCAAGAAUAUUGUGGCCGUUGGUGCUUUUUUCCGGGAGGGUGUCGUUGUCUUAGAUUUUGAGUUAUGGUGCCCUUGAAGAUGAAUCCUACUUGCAGGUACCUAAAAUUCUAAGGGUAUUUUAGACAGUGCAGUUUGCAUUAAUCCCUAGGGUUAGGGCUAAACUGACAGAAUUUGCAUAGCAAUUAGAGCAUUAUCACCUUACCCCAGGAUCAGUGUUUGAUGGGAAUGUUUGUAUUUAUGGAGUCAGAAGGAAAGGUGUUAGUUUGAAAUGGAUGAGUUGGAAAUGUGCACUAAAUAUUUUGGCUCCAGCACUAGCAUUUGGAGCUUACCUUUCACAAAGGUGGUUUUAGUCCCAUAACGCUGAAGAGACAAUGACUGAUGUCCUGAAUUAGGUCAGACUUCUUCCUAAGUAAAUGUAUUGACUAGUGUUAUAAAGAUUUUUUUUUCAACACCAAGAGGUGAUCAGAUUUUUUCUAUUUAUUUGACUCCAUUUGCAGUCAAAGGAAAGCACCAGUAUUUUUAUUCUGCAGCAUGGAACUGAGAAUUUGCAUCUGUGUCAUAUGCAGUUUUCUAGAUCUGAGUCCUUUUUUUUAUCUGCACGGUUCAGAUCUGGCAACUCCAUCACUCAUGUUUGAAUUAGAUACAUGCUUGAAGUAUUAAUAUACUGCCUUUCAGAUCAUUUGUUGCACCUACCAUUUUCUCUCCAGUUUUUAUGUUUUUUUGUUGCCCCUUUGUGUUGACAGUGACUCUGCAGCAGUUGUGCAUGUCAUGAGAAAUUACCGGAUAAGUAUCCGUUCCGUGACAAAGGCCUUGGCUACAUACUGGAUCUUUUUACCUCUGUUUACUCUGCUGCAGCUACCGGUAUCUCCGCUGGUAGGACAUUAAUGAGGCAAAGGAGCUGUGCAGAGAUUUUCUGUCCGUAAGAGCAGACAUUUAAUUAUCUGAUAUAAACGAUGCCUUUUAGGCAGACAUUUUAUAUGUCCGUCUCUAAUCUCUGCACCUAGGAGCAGAGCAGGCAAUACGCUCUGUAGAAUGUCUUUUUGCUAAAAUUUAAAUCGUAAGAGAUGGGGUGUGUUUUCCCAGUGUCAAUGUAGGUUAUUCACCCUUUUCCUCGGAGGGUUGCCGGACGCUCUCCGCACGUUCCUGCUGAUGGCGCUUCAGCCACUUCUGUUUGAUGGCUCUGCAAUCGAACAGCUGUUGACUGCUGAAACUGUUUUUCCUAGCAAAUCUAAACCCUCGUUUCUAAUAUAAAUCUGUUGCUAGAUCUUAAGUUGUGUUUGGUGAAGGAGGGCAGUAGAAUUAAUCACUUCGUUUUCUGGCAAAACAUAUUUCAGCGGGGGGUCUUUAGAGGAAGAUGGCAGUUAAAUGUAAUAGGAAAUCAUAGGAAUUUAGCACCAACUGUUAUUUGCGCCUUUUAAAAUGCUAAGGUCUCGAACUCUACGUUUCUACUGUAUAAAACAGGAAGAUAAUUUGGCAGCUUUCUGUUUCGUUCUGUCAGCUUAGGGAUAUUUUUAGGCUAGGACUAUCAGAGCUGUGUCUGAAGGCAUGCGGAGUUGCAGGAGUUUUCUUGCAUCCUUUCUGAAUCUGGUUCUGUUUUAGGGCUAUUUCAUUCUUUCAGCGUCAUUUAUUUGCCAAACUGUGGCAGCAGCAGAACCGCCUAAAAGAGCUGCAGAUGUGGUCCUUGUUCGCUGUCCAGCUGCAACACUGUUCGUUAGUUCGUCCGUAACAUAACUACAACUGAAGACAAAAAUGUAUUAUUAAAACAAAUAUCUUUAUGAUAAUGCUUGCGUUUGGAAAUAGCUUUAAAUGUUUCCACGUACUUUCCUUAGCUUGCUUACUGCUAUCAAGUCACUUCCCUUGUGACUAGUUAGAGCUGAUUUUCCUUUUUCCUUAAAAGCAGCUCAGCCUUACCUGGUUAUAACAAACUCUUGUCCAGGCAGAAACAACGAACAAUUGCAACAUAAUUUCAGAUGACCUACUAGGGAGGAUGCAGCUAUUUCGGUUAGUCUUUCAGGCCUUUGAGAAGACUGCCAGCUAGAAAUCUAGUCAGCGUAAAAGCAGUAUUUUGACUGCAGCACCUAAUAGUUGUGGUUUUAAAGCUGAGCUUCUGUUUACUUUUUAGAUUGGCUUUUGGUUUUCUUUGCUUCUGAAAGAAAGUUGCGUAUGCGUAAUGUUCUGUCAAAUAUGCUGGGUAAACGCCCUGGAAAACAGAGAUUACUCCGACUAGUUCUGUAAUCGUUGCUGUAGGUAACAAAACGGAUCAAGUGUUCAGCCAGGUGUGCGCGAGCUUCUUCCAACUCGCAGUUCUUCAGCCCUUCAAGGGGGCGAAUCGGUCUCCGCCCUGACCGGCGCGGUCUCCCGGGUGGUGCCGCGCUCGGAGGAGGCCCGAGGGGCUCGUCCUGGGAAGCUGCCGUCGUCGCCGCCUCGCUCCACCCGCCCGUUCGGUCGCGCCCCAACACCGUCGGUGCAGCCGGCGGCCGAGGCGCGAAGCUCCGUUGCGGAGCUUCCUCGGCUGGGUGGCGGCAGCGUUUGCGAGGCUGCGUGCGCUGCGCUCCCGCCUGGAAGCAGCGUGGCGACGUCGCGCUCGGCCUCGCCCCCGGGGCCAGGAGCGUUUCCCCUGGCUAAGCAGCUCGGGCCAGACCUACGCGCUCGUGGCGGGGCGGCGCGGUGCCGGCUGCCGCCGUGGCCGUGCCCGUGCCCGCGAGGGUGCGGGAGCCGGAACAGGGCCCCCAAACGCUGCGUGCGGCUCCAGCGAGCAGUCGUCAGGCCCGUUGCAAAGUGUCGAACGCGGCGGUGGUUUCUGUUAGCUUAAAUCAGGGCCUGUGUACAGCACAUCCAGCCGUGCCCGUCCGGUUGCUGUUCGUGUUUGGUCGUUUUGCAAGAUGUUUCCUGUCCUUCGCGCUGUCUUUCGCGUGCUCUCAGCACCUUCUCCAAGUGGACGCCACCGUGUGAAAGAAGGAAUUCCCUUUUCACCGCGUUUCGGUGCGAUACUGCCACGCGCUCUCACCCCUUUUGUCUUGGGUUAAUGCUCCAAAAUAAUUCACGGCUAACGACCGCCUCCUUGCCUCUCCCCCUUCUCUCCCGCUGGCGUUCAGGCACGCGGCACUCAGGAGGUAGCGAGAACAUCAUGUUGGUGCCUCGGGACUGUCUCGCGACGGUCCGACUUUCUGCCAGUGAGGCUGGGCGAGGAACCAGGGCGUGGAUAGGCAUCGCUGCACUGAGGUUUGUUUUGUUUGUCUCUUGCUGCGUUGGUGUCGUGUUUUUGGAGUAGAAUCGAGUUGUAUCCCUUUAAACGGGGAAUAGUACUGUACUUUUUUAAUGGGCUCUACUAGUGUGCGUACUGCACUGUAACUGAUACGGACUGGGAAGUUUUCUUUUAGCCUAGAAGUAAUGAAUGUUAACUUCCUGGAACUAAUUAGAAGUAAGAUUCAGCAAAAUCUAUCGCAAUUAUACUUUUUAAAUUCUGUAUUCUGAUGUGGACUGAAAGCACAACUUAGUGUUAGUUACCAAACCUAACGCAUAAAGUCUGUAGCACAAUAUGAAUGUAAAGCAUCAGGGAAAAAAAAAACCUUUUCUUCCUCCCUCCCCAUGGUUAGAUGUAAAGGAAGAUUUUGUAAGCCGUAUUCAGGGAGCAGCUGCCUCUAGCGUAGCUGUUAAGCCAGCAGAACAGAUUUACUGUUUGCAUAGCUGCUAGUUCAUGGACAUGUUGAAUUAGCAGGUUAAGGAGGUACCAUUGCCCUUGUUUAUUAAGCCAGAAGUAACUAACUCAAAGGGUUACAUUUACAUUUCAGUGCCCCCGUGGUACAAAUUUUUGAAAUUGAUCCAUAGUACUUGAAAAUACCUUGAUUUUAUUGAUAUUUUUCCAAUUAUAUCAGCUGCCGUUUUGUUACAGAACACUUGCAAAAAUAAACUCAUUUUGAAACUGUCAAUUAAAGCAUUUGCAUGGUAGAGUGGCAUUUUGCAUUAAAAGCAAUGGUCUGUCCAACAGGUUGGCAGUGAUGAGCAUUGCAGCGUUGUGGCACUGCCCGUGUACGCUUCCUGCUUAAUGUUUUAUUUGCUUCUCUGCUGGUUACCAUCGAGCUCAUACCUGCUGUUACACAUUUUUAUUCUUACUGUCCUUUUUACUUCUCGCUUUGUGCUCUUCCUCCUGAAUAUGCAGUUAAAAUGUAUCAGGUUUCAACUGUUUGUGCUAUUUUCUUUGGAGACUAAGAAGGUGAGUAGGUGCCAUUUUAAAGAGUUAUACUAUGUAUUUUAUUUGUAACUAAACUUAACAUUUGUCAGGUCCGGGUUUGUGAUUCUUACCAUUUAGACAGCUUUCUUUGCUCAAAGCAGUGGGAGCCAACUUUCCAUGUUCCUUUUAUCUUCUUCCUAAAAAUCAUGUUUCUUUGCUUUCGAGCUUCAGUUUGGAAUGUAAACUUUGUGAAAUAAAACAUAAGUUUAUAUUUCAAAUACAAAUCUAUAAGUCUGUUACGCCUUCGUGGCUUUUUUUUUCUAUCAACAGAAGAAAAAUAGCAUUUGUAAAUACAACAGCAUUUGUAAAACUUUAAGUGGAUCACAGCAGCCACUGUCAAAAAAUCAUAAGGGUUAUAUAUAUAUAUAUUUUUUUUCUUAUUCCAAUUGUGCUUAAGAAGACACAGUCUCCUAUCAGAUACUAGUACCAAACAGCUCAUAUAACAUAGAGGUAUUUUACUUGAUGGGAGUCUUGGUAUUUCAGUACUUACUGGACUCUAAAUUUUUGAGGCUAAAUCCCACAGGAAGCAUGGAAAAAAAUACCUUUGUCCUCCCUGCCCGCUUUCUAAAAUGAAAAAUUGCAUGUGCGGCACCUUCUCAUCUCUUUCCUUUAUAAGCUGAAAUGAAAUCCUGUGGAUUCUUGAAAGUGUUGCUGUAUUGUUUCUCCCCUUUCCCAGAGGAUCCUGGUGCUUCUGGCGUGUAUGUAAGAAAGAGAUGUAAAUUCUCAUAUAAGCAUCUAAUAUCCUGCUUAUGUAAGGGGCCACCUGGCGUGGUGCUGCAGACGCGGCCUCUGGUGAGAAGGAGAUAAAAUUUUAUGACUAGUGUCAUAAAAGACCUUGUGUGAAGAGGUGGGUGGAACCUGGUGUCUGUUGCGCGUUGGCGCCGUGUGGGGGAAUUCUUUUGCAAUGGUUAUGUUCACCUGUGGGCCUCUGCUGUACUUACUGAUGAUGGAAACAGCCAUUCCAGAGUAACUCCAAACUGCGGUGUUUGAAAAGGAAGCUUCUACUGCAGCUUCCUUUCUUGCUGGAAGCAUGCAAAACAGAAAUUAUUUUAUAAUUUUUUUCUCCAGGUAUUUUUCAGCUGAGAAAGAGACUCAUUCAUGUUUAUUUUUUUAAAAUGGGCCCUUCAAAUAUGAACUAAAUCUUAGGAUUAGUUAAUGACAAACCUCUUGUAUGUUAGAGUUCAGCUGUAUUGAGAGUUUUGCCUCGCUUCAAAGUAAACCAAGUUGGUUUCACUCGGUGUUCAUUGCUGGGUUUGGAUUUGGCAAGAAAACUUCCAUUAAACAGAACAGUAGCUGAAACGGUUGCGCUUGCAUUAGAAAGCUUUGUUUGGGAACUAAUAUGCUACCUCCUAGACUGGGUCAGAAUGACUUUUGUUUUUCCUUUUCACUGAUAACCACUGUAAUGUAAAGAACUUUUCAUAGCAAGGAAGACUAGCUUUUAGUGGGCACUUUGCCAGUAACUUAAAUUAUUGGAAAUGUUAACAGAGAUUCCAUUUUAUUAAUAUAUUACCGCAUUCGGUUGCUUUUACAUAAAAACAGGACCUAGUGUUGGUAUUUAUAAGUAAGUAUUUUGUGUCUGCAAAUUUUGCAUUAAAUCAGUGCUGUUGUGUUCAGCUGAGGACAUGACACAUCAGAGCUAUGUUGUUUAAUACUAAUUCAUUCCUUAAAUUAAUAGGAAGUAAAUGUUUUCCAGUGAAUGUUGCUAACAGUCUACUGACAACAUGUGGAAUGUUUAGUCAGGUUCAGGAGUUUACUGCUGUUGCUGGCAUUGAGACUUUGGAUAUCAAAUGGUUUUUACUAAAGCUUUCAAUAUACUCAUUUUUACUGUCUAACAAACAUUCUCUUUAAUAUGAAUGCUUGGCGUUUCACUAGCACUUUCAAAGUGUUUAUAUGGUUUAUAUAAUUGAAUAUGCUGUACAUGUUGCUUUGUUAUUUUGUAUUAUUGUUUAUACUAGAGAGCCUGCAUGGUUUAUACUGUACUGCAGGCAAGGAGUGCAUUAAAACCGUUUUUGGCUAAUUUAUUAA
Molecule: messenger RNA, 7964 nt
Organism: Rhea pennata
Lineage: Eukaryota; Metazoa; Chordata; Aves; Rheiformes; Rheidae
Gene: ZDHHC15
Product: zinc finger DHHC-type palmitoyltransferase 15
Exons: 12
Coding region: 7-1059 (350 amino acids)
Molecular function (GO): palmitoyltransferase activity
Source: RefSeq, a predicted model, not a curated record